AUGUUAGUCAAGUCUUUGAAUGCAGGAGAUCAUUUGAAACACCUCCAAGAGACUUUCGACAUCCUAAGGAAGCAUAACAUGAAACUCAACCCGAAGAAAUGCGCGUUCGGGGUUGGUUCCGGUAAAUUCUUAUGGUUCCUAGUCUCGCAAAAAGGUACCGAGGUAAAUCCUGUUAAAAUCAAAGCUAUCGAAGAUAUUCUAGACCAAUUGAUAAGUGUGAAGAAAGUACAAAGGCUGAACAGAAGAGGCAGUGCUGGUGUCGGAAACGACAUUGGAGUUUGGAACUUGUUUAUGGAUGGAUCUUCCAAUGUAAAAGGGUUCGGUCUCAGGAUAGUUCUAAUCGCACCCUUGGGGGAAACCCUGAGGCAGGCCAUUAAAAUUGUUCUGUUAACUAACAAUGAAGCCGAGUAUGAAGCUUUGGUUGCAGAACUUGAACUAGCCUUGUGGCUAUGCUCUGAGGUCAUUAAGAUAAAAUGUGAUUCCCAGAUGGUAGUAAACCAAGUGUAUGGGAUUUUCGACACGAAGGAAGAACGCAUACAAUAG
Nicotiana tabacum (common tobacco) is the source of this 543-nucleotide messenger RNA. NCBI's taxonomy places the organism in Eukaryota, Viridiplantae, Streptophyta, Magnoliopsida, Solanales, Solanaceae. The record is from RefSeq and is a predicted model, not a curated record.